This is a messenger RNA of Neohortaea acidophila, 1101 nucleotides long. Its product is annotated as F-actin capping protein alpha subunit-domain-containing protein. Gene Ontology annotation, biological process: barbed-end actin filament capping; actin cytoskeleton organization. Gene Ontology annotation, molecular function: actin filament binding. NCBI's taxonomy places the organism in Eukaryota, Fungi, Ascomycota, Dothideomycetes, Mycosphaerellales, Teratosphaeriaceae. The coding region runs from base 1 to 1101 and encodes 366 amino acids. Gene Ontology annotation, cellular component: actin cortical patch; F-actin capping protein complex. The transcript has 7 exons. The record is from RefSeq and is a predicted model, not a curated record.
AUGGCUUCCAAACAAGCGACAGUAGCUUCGUUUGUGGAAUCCGCACCCCCCGGAGAGCUCUCCAACGUCGUAGCCGACAUCAAAGCCCUCGCCGAUCCUUCCAUCGUCCAAUCGCUCGAUCCUGCGUUCAAGAAGUACAAUGAAGAGCAGUAUACGGUGGUGACCCUGCCGGGCGGCAGUGAACCGGUCCUGAUAAGCGAGCACAACUCAUUGGGAGACGGAAGGUACUUCGACACCGCGAGCCAGACGUCUUUCGAAGUCGAUCACGCUUCGCAGAAAGCCUCGGGUGCGCAACAACACCCAUUAGAAUCACAGCAUGCCGACUUCAUCCGGUCUCUGCAAAGAUCCUUCACCAAUGCCACAGCCGAGCACUUCCCCUCUUCCACAAUAGGCAUUUUCCCCGUCCAAUCCGACUCCGCGAUCGCAAUCCUCCUCGUCGCGAAUAAAUACAGCCCACAGAACUUCUGGAACGGAAGAUGGCGGUCAACGUAUAUUGUCAAUCCCUCGUCCAGCUCGGCGUCCGGCGAAAUCAAAGUGGAUGUGCACUACUACGAAGACGGCAAUGUUCGCAUGAGCACGUCGAAGAAGGUGGAGCUUGGAGGGAGUAAUGGGGCCGACGGCAUUGCGAGGGAGAUUGCAAAGGCGGAAAACCGAUUCCAGGAGGAGCUCAAUCGUGGCUUUACCUCCCUGUCGGAGGGGAGCUUCAAGGGGUUGAGAAGACAACUGCCCGUCACGAGGCAGAGGGUGGAGUGGGAGAAGAUUGGGGGGUAUAGACUCGGUCAAGACAAUUGCGGCAAAGAGGAGAUAUUCCACCAGCAGGUGGAAUACCUGGAGUGCAAGGAGUACAAGGAUGUCGAUUUGGACCAGGACCCAUUCAUCGUUCUCAACUGUGGUCAUGUCUUUACCAUCAGAACGCUUGACGGUCUCAUGGACAUGGCAAAGUUUUACAAGAUGGAUGAGAACGAUCUGGCGAUUGCUAUCCAAGCUCAACGCGCGCCGAACUUGUCCGAGCAGGAGCUGAAAUGUUGUCCCAACUGCCGUGGAAGCCUGAGGAAUAUCGGCCGCUAUGGACGCAUCGUGAGGCGGGCCCAGCUGAAUUAG